Messenger RNA from Apiotrichum porosum, 1848 nucleotides. RefSeq lists its product as uncharacterized. The transcript has 5 exons. The record is from RefSeq and is a predicted model, not a curated record. Bases 1 to 1848 code for a protein of 615 amino acids. Lineage: Eukaryota; Fungi; Basidiomycota; Tremellomycetes; Trichosporonales; Trichosporonaceae.
AUGGCCGACACUGGGGUCCUUUACAGCCCAUCGCUCUUUGAUGAGGACGACCUCUUUGGUGACGCUAUCUAUGGCGCCUCCACAGAACCUACGGAACUUCCACUCCCAGACAUUCCCAACAGUGGUGACGCCGCACUCCACGCGGCGGUCAGUGGCAACGACUACAACGACGACAAGGUUGGACCUGUAGACCCCCGCGAUGAUGGGACGCUCGGUGAAGAUAUUAGCCAUGAGGAUAUUUUGGCUCUCCUCCAGGCCUUAGACGAGGUCCCUUCUCCUGUGGAGAAGUAUACCGAUGCCCAGAUGCUCGAGCUUCUCAACGCCACCUGCCCCACAGUGCCUUCUACCCCUACCACAAUGUUCCCCUUGGACCUUUACAAGACCUUCGAAACAAGCUCAGAAGGCUCGUCGUGUUCCUCGAGCCCAGCGUCUGAAGGCUCAUCCAGCAGUAGUGAGGCGCUGCCAUUCCCUGACCCUGGGCCUGAGAGAGGACCCGAGGACCCGAUUGAGGCUCACCUGCGAGUGUCCAAGAAGACCCUGGCUGUCAUAGAGGGAAUGUUUGAACCCAGUCAACUGGACGAGCUCAGGGAGAGUGUAUCUGUGAGUGCGAGUCAUUGGAUCCCUGCUGAUUCUACACAGCGCAACGGGGCCCGCUUUCGCAUUGAAUCUCGCCCCCGUCAUGACGUGCACAUUGACCUACUUGUUCUCCCCAACAUGACGACCAUCAUCUCGGUUAUCGGGUGGUCGCACGUGUCCGUUGUUGACCUUGACUGGGUCUUUGGCCGCUCGACUGGUAUCUGCCUUCCUCCACUUGAACGCCUCCCGGUGGAACCCAACUACCAACCACGUCUUGCGCAACCAUCGCCGCCACACCUCCCUGCACAACUGGCACUUCCUGCCGGAGCCCUAACCUAUGAGACAUCUGGAGGCCGGAAGAGGAAAGAGCGCGAAGAUGACGACGACGAACCGGUUGUCUCUACUCGCAGGCGUUCAGAGACGCGUCUGGAACCCUCUCCAUCGACAGUGGCGAUGACCGUCGAUCUCCUUGAAUCCAUUGUCACCGACAUGAACAGGUUCAACUGGGCGGGGAGAAACACAGUCAAGUGGUUUUGCGUCACUUGGCAGCGCAAGCAUGACCUGCCCUUCGGCUUCAACUUGGCGGCGUUCGUUGCGACGCACCACGAGUUUAUCGCAGAGCGGUGCGAAGGCUACCGCCUUGCCACUGCUGGAGGCGAUGCUGUAGUGAAGGAGAAACCACAAAGCAGCCGGGACUUCCACGACCUGGUUAUCAACACCAUGCUGGAGUAUGACUGGGAUGCCCCCAACGCCAGCAAGACGGAUUUCUACAGUUACUGGUCAGACAGGUUCCCUACCCAGCCACGUAUCGAAAACUACUGUCGCAUGCGCAAGCACCAGCUCAGUGAUUUGUGUGAAGGGUUCCGCAGGCGUAGCGGUGCCACCAACCGCAAGCCCAAAUACGCCGACACUCCUGCGUUCUUUAUCUCAAGCCGGUCUUUCUUUGUUCGAAUACGGACACCGCAGCACUCACCCGGAAGAGACAGCCUUAACACGCCUUCAGCCACUGUUACUCACAUCCUCGCCGGUAAAACGCCCCCCGACGAAAUGGCGCUCACACCAGGUGCUUCCAACGAACUUCCCGACAAGUGUCCACCGGAGAUGCGGACCGGUGCCGGCCACCACCAUGCUACAGCUGUCCCCAAUCUCACCAACAUGUUAUACAUCAGUGUUGUGGGCAACAUCCGGCCUUACGGCGCAACAUUGCGGUUGUGCGCCGACGGAUACACCCAAGACAGUUCAGCCGCCAGCCAAGAUCAGCUGAUGGGAUGA